Vanderwaltozyma polyspora DSM 70294 is the source of this 1833-nucleotide messenger RNA. It is a transcript of the gene TPD3, whose product is annotated as protein phosphatase 2A structural subunit TPD3. NCBI's taxonomy places the organism in Eukaryota, Fungi, Ascomycota, Saccharomycetes, Saccharomycetales, Saccharomycetaceae. Gene Ontology annotation, molecular function: protein phosphatase regulator activity. Gene Ontology annotation, cellular component: protein phosphatase type 2A complex; cytoplasm. The transcript has a single exon. The record is from RefSeq and is a predicted model, not a curated record. Bases 1 to 1833 code for a protein of 610 amino acids. Gene Ontology annotation, biological process: protein dephosphorylation.
AUGUCUACCGAUAAUAAUACUAGAAACGAUGAGAUAUACCCGUUGGCUUUGUUGAUGGAUGAGUUGAAACAUGAUGACAUUGCCAAUCGUGUGGAAGCCAUGCAAAAGUUGGAUACAAUUGCUAUUGCCUUGGGUCCAGAAAGAACUAGAAGUGAAUUGAUUCCGUUUUUGACAGAGGUAGCACAAGAUGAUGAAGAUGAAGUGUUUUCUGUCUUGACUGAACAAUUGGGUAAAUUUACACCGUAUGUGGGUGGUUCCGAACAUGCUACUUUAUUGUUGCCAAUUUUAGAAAUAUUGGCUUCAACCGAAGAAACUUUGGUAAGAGAUAAAGCUGUAGAUUCUUUGAAUAACGUCGCUCAAGAAUUGUCUCAGGAUCAAUUGUUUGAGAAAUUCAUUCCUUUGGUAGAAAAUUUGGCUACUGCAGAUUGGUUCUCUUCAAAAGUUUCCGCUUGUGGUUUGUUCAAGUCUGUUGUAGCAAGGGUUAAAGACGAUACUCUAAGAAAAAAUUUAUUAGCAUUGUAUUUACAAUUGAUUCAGGAUGAUACUCCGAUGGUCAGAAGAUCCGCAGCCAAACAUUUACCAGAAAUUAUCGAUUUAUUUACACAAAAUUUAGAAUUAUCAACUAAUGAAGAUUGGGACUAUAUUUCAAACAUGUUUCAAAGGGUAUUGGACGACAAUCAAGAUUCCGUUAAAUUCUUGGGCGUUAAUUGUUUGAUAUCUAUUUUGAAAUUUUUCAAUGCUAAGAGCGAUCAUUCAAAUUCACGAAAUCUACUAGAUUCCGCCAAAAAAUUAAUAACAGAUGAAUCUUGGAGAGUUCGUUACAUGGCCGCUGACCAUUUCACAGAUUUAGCUUCUCAAUUCGAGCAUGAUGAAUCUUUGUUAAAUGAGCUGGUUGAUCCAUUUUUAAGUCUAUGUGAAGAUACAGAAGGUGACGUAAGAAAGGCAAUUGCCAAACAAUUACCUUCUUUUGCAAAGUUAUUGCAAAAUCCAACUGUGGUUUUAGAAAAAAUUUUCCCAGCUGUAAGGAAUUUAAGUUUGGAUGAAAACGAAGCAACUAGAGCUUCUUUGGCUUUAACUGUAACUAACCUUGCAGAAAUUUUGAACAAAGAACAAGUAGUUGACAAGUUGGUACCAAUCUUACUGGAUAUGUUAAAAGAUGAAUUCCCAGAUGUUCGUUUAAACAUUAUUGCAAACUUAAAAGUAGUAAACAACGUUAUUGGUGUCGAUAUGUUAUCUGAAUCAUUAUUGCCAGCUAUCACAGAAUUGGCUAAUGAUAUGAACUGGAGAGUAAGAAUGGCAAUUAUCAAUUAUAUUCCUAUCUUAGCAGAACAAUUGGGUAAAGAAUUCUUUGACAAGCAAUUACGUGACUUAUGUCUAUCUUGGUUGUGGGAUACAGUUUACUCUAUAAGAAGUGCUGCUGUACAUAACCUGAAAAGAUUAACUGAAAUAUUCGGUGAUGAAUGGAGUCGUGAAGAAAUUAUUUCAAAAUUACUGAAGUUCGAUUCACAACUACUAGAAAACUUUGUUUACAGAUUUACUUUACUCUCUGCAUUGAUGGCGUUAGUCCCAGUAGUCUCUCGAGAAAUUACCACAGAACAAAUUUUGCCAUUUAUUAAUCAUUUGUCAAGUGAUGGUGUUCCAAAUAUCAGAUUUAAUGUUGCCAAGGCAUACAUAUCUAUUGUAGAAUCAUUAAGUACUGAUUUACCAAAAUACAAAGAGUUAAUUAAUGACACCAUUAUCACUUCCCUGAAAACCUUGGUACAAGAUGAUGAUGUUGACGUCAAAUAUUUUGCUAACCAAAGUUUGGAGAAAUGUAAUGCAAUCUUAAGUUAA